Molecule: messenger RNA, 2223 nt
Organism: Scomber scombrus (Atlantic mackerel)
Lineage: Eukaryota; Metazoa; Chordata; Actinopteri; Scombriformes; Scombridae
Gene: rwdd3
Product: RWD domain containing 3
Exons: 5
Coding region: 85-858 (257 amino acids)
Biological process (GO): positive regulation of protein sumoylation; positive regulation of hypoxia-inducible factor-1alpha signaling pathway
Molecular function (GO): protein binding
Source: RefSeq, a predicted model, not a curated record
CAACGUCCGGACGUCUAACAACAUUAUAUCCAGUGAAUUCAGUGAAACAUGGAUUAAAACAAAGACAUGACUGGUGUAUAAAUAAUGUCCGAAGCUGCUUUAGAGGAAGUUUCAGCUUUAUCGUCCAUUUACUGCGCAGAGGGAGAGUUCCUGCUGCUGCAGCAGUCUGCUCAGGAUGGUCUCGUGGUCCAGAUCAACAGCACUGUUGGAGGAGAGAGAAGGCUGGAUGUGAGUCUGGUGUUCCAUUUGCACCCACGUUACCCUUCCUGUCCCCCCGACGUCUCCGUCUCUUCCACCGCUCUGUCCAGAAGUCAGUGUCACGACAUCAAGCAGAAGCUGCUGGAUCAAGCUGCGGCCUUACCGCCAGAACCGAUGCUUCAUCAGUUGGUGGAGUGGUUACAGGAUGUGGAGGUGACGGAGGACUGCAGAGGAGGUAAGGAGGAGGUCAAAGAGAGCGAUAAAGAGGAGGAGUGGACCGCAGUGCUGUCGUUGGACCACAUCCGAUCUCGAAAUCGUUACAUCGCUCUGCUGGAGCGCUGGAGCCAGCAGCUGCAACUGACUGGGAGGUUAUUACUGGGAAGGAGUAUACUGGUCAUCCUGCAGGGAGCCAGAGCCAGCAUCAAGGAGUUCUGUCGCCUUUUGAAGACGGUGAAGGUGGACGUUGAUUCUUCAGGCAAGAAAUGCAAAGAGAGGAUGAUGAAGGUUCUCAUUGAAACCCCCUCACCUUCCUCCUGUGAGCACAGUCUGCAGGGUUUUAUAGUGAAGAGCUACCAGUCGUUACCAGAGCUGACCGCUGCCUUCCAGGAAAUCAACAUGACAGAGCUUUACCAGCAGAUACAGCCGUCGUUAAGUGACUGACAGCACAAGUUACCAUGGUGACGGAACUUAAACUGAGACAUCCUUGACCGAUAUCCAGACUGAAGGAAGAGAAUUGUGAAAAAUGUUUUACAUUUCUCAAAACCAAAAGUGUGAUUGUGAUUUAAAGAGGAGAGCACAAGCACUGCUGCAGCAUCGACUCAACAACACACACAGAGGAAAUCUGAUCUCAGAAAACAGAAGAAUUGAUUUCAUAACCAUAAAGACAGCAUCAGUGUUGCCUUAGUGCAUGCUGGGAGGAAAAUGCAAUAAGAGCACAUUGUUAUUCACGAUAGCUCAUUAAAGAUUAACAAAUCAAUCCUAUUAUCUGUUCUCCAAGAGACUGGAUUAGUACAUUUGAAGAACUGGGCCCUGCUCUUCCAAUGUGGCUUUAAUAAUUCAGUCUUACCUGCUGUUAUCAGGCUAAAAUAAUCCUGUUAACUCUCAUCCAGCUAAUUUGGAUUUUUGAAGGCAGUUAUUUUGAAUAAUAAAGGCAAAAUGAGUGGAAAGUUGAAACCAUGAUUGGCUUAGUGAUGAUGAUGCAGUUACAUGAGUUGGGUGUGCUGGGAACCCUAAUUUUACGUGUGUUUCUGCAUUGUUAAUGCUGUUAUUUUAUUGUAUAUGGUGUUCCACAAUGUUCCUGCUGUUUCUACAUUUUCAUCACUACAGCAGAUCGGUUAAGCAGAUAUUAGCAAUGAAUAUGGUUAGACUACAACAGUGAUGCUGCUAUGAAAAUCUCAAAUCUCAAAAAGCAGGAUUACUUACUAAACAUACUACUUUAAACUAAACAUAGCACAAAAAGUAAGGACAUUUGUGUUUGGUAGAGUAUUUCUUUGUUGUAACAGUGCUUCUUGGCAAUAAAUCUUAAACCGUUGGAAAGCCUGUUUAUUUCACUUUUAAAUGGUCCCACAUUUGUAAGGAACAUGCAUUUGUGGGAUGAUCAGCAGAGAUGAGUAUGUGGGUAGCGCCCAUGAAAAAUGUAGCUUUUAAAGAUUUAUUGCCAAGAAGCAUUGUUACUACAGUACCAAACUACAGUACUGUGUACCAAACACAAAUGUCCUUACUUUUUGUGCUAUGUUUAUAUGUGCACCUUUAUAAAUGAAGGCAGUUUACAUUUGUAAGUCCAGUGAUCUGAGAGAGAGUUUCAUCUAAAUGGAGUUUACUGUUUUUAUUCAUCUGAAUCAUACGUGGAAAUCGUCUGAACUUGAGGAAACCACUGGUCUGUAUUUUAAUGUUCAUGUUAAAAUCACUGCCAAAAGACAUCCUCUGUUAGUCAAGGCUUCUUUUCAAUCACACAUUUCUGAAAUAAUCAGUUUGUUAUCCAGGUCGUUUUCUGCUACACAUGAUAUUUAUAGUUUUUUUCCAGUU